Microthlaspi erraticum is the source of this 444-nucleotide messenger RNA. The record is from the annotation of a GenBank genome assembly. Lineage: Eukaryota; Viridiplantae; Streptophyta; Magnoliopsida; Brassicales; Brassicaceae.
AUGCAAAGACCAUCACCACCUACUGAAGAAGAAGAUACUUGGCAGUAUGAUCCCAUUGAUCCCAACAAGAUAAGCCCCAUGAAGCUUAAGGAGUUCAAUGCUAAGGUGAAAUCACUUCCAUUCUAUGUCACUUUUGAAGAAGCUUGGGAUAAACAUGGUCUAGUGGAGUUCUUUUUCACAACUAGUGAAAACAAAGAAGAGAUACACCAACUUUUCAGGAAGGCACGAUUUCCCCUUGCCCCUCAUGCAGUCAAUCAACCACCAUCACCACCAUCAUCACCACCACCCAAGUGGUAUGUCAAUUCCAUAUCAAGAGAGAAGCUUGCUGAGUUCAACCAGUUUGUCCAAACUCUUCCAGCCAGCAUGUCUUUCCAAACAAGCUUGGCGCCACUACCCAUUCACCACCUUUCUUCCACAACUGCAAGGAGACACCUGAGGACAUAA